AUGGUACUUGACUGGGAUCGCAGUUCCAGAGAGCUAAAUAUUGUGAAAAUUAUCAAGGAUGACAAAUUUAUCAGGCCGAACGACCUGGUGGCGGUGUCCGCAAAUAGUUUUAUACUCGCCAACGAUGGCUCUGCACAAUCACAAAUCAUUGAGACUAUCCAUCAAUUCUCUAUGAUCCCAACCGGAAGUAUUGUGUACUAUGAUGGGCAGAAGACGUCCUGGCUUUUAUCAAAAACGACGUCUCCAAGUUCGAUUGUGGUGCAUCCUGAUGGCAAACACCUGAUUAUCUCGCGCGCUUCCGCCAAAAUGCUCUCUGUGUACAUCAGAAAGAAGAAAGAUUAUUCGCUUUCACACUUAUUCGACAUCCCUCUAGGCACUACAACGGAUAAUCUUAGUCUCGAUAAGGAAGGAGCCAUAUGGGUUGUAAGUUACUAG
Molecule: messenger RNA, 435 nt
Organism: Strongylus vulgaris
Lineage: Eukaryota; Metazoa; Nematoda; Chromadorea; Rhabditida; Strongylidae
Source: the annotation of a GenBank genome assembly